AGGACGUGUCCCUGUCGCGCGCGGGCCGGAAGCGGAGCGCGGGGGGAGCAGCCGCCAUGGAGGAGGCCGCGGCGCACAACGGCACCGGGCCCGGCGCCCCCGCGCCCGCCCGCCCGCCCGCCACCCCCGAGGGCAUGGCGCUGGCCUACGGCAGUCUCGUCCUCAUGGCGCUGCUGCCCAUCUUCUUCGGGGCGCUGCGCUCCGUCAGCUGCGCUAAGAGCAAGAACUCCUCGGACAUGCCGGAGACCAUCACCAGCCGAGAUGCUGCUCGUUUUCCCAUCGUGGCCAGUUGUACCCUGUUGGGGCUCUACCUCUUCUUUAAAAUAUUCUCGCAAGAGUACAUCAAUCUCCUGCUUUCCAUGUAUUUCUUUGUGCUGGGGAUCCUGGCCCUGUCCCACACCAUCAGCCCCAUGAUGAACAGAUUCUUCCCCGCAAAUUUCCCCAACAAACAGUACCAGCUGCUCUUCACCCAGGGCUCUGGGGACAGCAAGGAGGAAAUAGUAAAUUACGAGUUUGACACCAAGGAUCUCGUGUGCCUGGCCCUGAGCAGCAUUGUGGGCGUCUGGUACCUGCUGAGGAAGCACUGGAUCGCCAACAACCUCUUCGGGUUAGCGUUCUCUCUCAACGGGGUGGAGCUGCUGCACUUGAACAACGUCAGCACUGGCUGCAUCUUGCUUGGAGGCCUCUUCAUCUACGAUGUCUUCUGGGUCUUUGGGACCAACGUGAUGGUGACAGUUGCCAAAUCAUUCGAGGCCCCGAUCAAACUGGUUUUCCCUCAGGACCUGCUGGAGAAGGGACUGGAUGCUGACAACUUUGCCAUGCUGGGUUUGGGAGACAUUGUCAUUCCAGGGAUCUUCAUUGCCUUGCUGCUGCGGUUUGACAUCAGCCUGAAGAAGAACACGCACACGUAUUUCUACACCAGCUUUGUGGCCUACAUCUUCGGGCUGGGCCUGACCAUAUUCAUCAUGCACAUCUUCAAGCACGCCCAGCCUGCCCUGCUGUACCUGGUCCCCGCAUGCAUCGGAUUCCCGCUUCUUGUGGCCUUGGCAAAGGGAGAAGUAACUGAAAUGUUCAGGGCCUGUGGGUGGGGGAGAACGGAGCCGGAUCCGGCUGCCGAAGCAGCCAGGGCUGGUUCCAGCACAUCCCGGCCUCCCAGCGCGGGUGAAGAAUCCUGGUUUGCAGCAGUCGUCCUGCCCAGGGGAUGGCAGGUGUGUAGAAAGGGGCUGUGUGGUGCCGUUGCUCUGCAGCUCCUCUCUGCCUGCCACACACCAGGUGUUUGCCUGUUUGCUGUCAGCAGGCAGCUCUGGUCUCCUGCCCGGACUGUCCCCUCUGAGCUGCGCAGAGCCCGGCCGGGCACUCCGGGAGCUGUUUGUGCACUGUGCUCGAUGCUCGGUGGUGGUGGCCCAGUUUGAGGAUGGCUGAAGCAGCGGAGGGAAGGGAACACCCAUCCCAAAGCAGGGUUGUGAACCCCCCCCCCCCAGCCUCCCCAUUCUGGGGUGCUCCUGCCCAAACCCCCAGCCUGCUCAAAGGGAAACCAGCACCCAUCUGGGGCGCAGCGGGGAGCCUCAGUUCCCUCCACUCCCCUGGGAGACGCGGGUCUGCAUGUUCCCACCCGGCUCUUGGCUGGGCUGGCUCCCCAGCCCCCCUGCACCUGCCCAGCCUUUGAUGUUUGCUGCUGCAGGCGCUGCCUGUCCUGGGAUCGGCUUUCCUGUGCACCUGGGAUCCCGCAGCCGCUCUCCCCGGUGCUGUGACUCACCAGCUGACAGUGCCGGCACCUCCUGUGCCAGGAAACCGGGGAGAGAUGAGCUGUCAGUCCGGCCCUGCUUGCAGCAGGGUGCCUGGCAGCCAGGCACUGGGGGCUAAUGCCCCCACAGAGCAUCAGCACAAGCUGCUCUGGCAGCAAAGUGCUGCCCGCUGCUGCUCUCUGAGUGCUUCCAGGGUGAGCGCAGCAGCCUGGGGGCUUGCAGCUUUGGACCCCGGGCU
Molecule: messenger RNA, 1983 nt
Organism: Columba livia (rock pigeon)
Lineage: Eukaryota; Metazoa; Chordata; Aves; Columbiformes; Columbidae
Gene: HM13
Product: histocompatibility minor 13
Exons: 12
Coding region: 57-1412 (451 amino acids)
Biological process (GO): membrane protein proteolysis
Cellular component (GO): membrane; lumenal side of endoplasmic reticulum membrane; cytoplasmic side of endoplasmic reticulum membrane
Molecular function (GO): aspartic endopeptidase activity, intramembrane cleaving
Source: RefSeq, a predicted model, not a curated record